This is a messenger RNA of Penicillium verrucosum, 1644 nucleotides long. RefSeq lists its product as uncharacterized. Lineage: Eukaryota; Fungi; Ascomycota; Eurotiomycetes; Eurotiales; Aspergillaceae. Gene Ontology annotation, biological process: transmembrane transport. The record is from RefSeq and is a predicted model, not a curated record. The coding region runs from base 1 to 1644 and encodes 547 amino acids. Gene Ontology annotation, molecular function: transmembrane transporter activity. The transcript has 3 exons.
AUGCAGUCAAUUUUGCAGUAUCGUCGUAUCCGCCGAGAGGUGGAAGAGGACUUGGCACAUGUCCAAUCCAAACCUUUCAGCUUGCGUCCCAACACCUCGCCAUCCUCGCUCGAGGCAAACGCGGAUGGUUAUACGAGCCCCGAAGCAGAAGAGGACCUAAAGCCAGUGAUAUCAACUGAUAUUAUCCUUGUGCCUGGUGUCACAGUUUCGCAGCCAAACGGAGCCAAUGGCGAUCUUGUCUUGGUGGUCGGUUGGAGAGACAAUGAUCCGAGCAAUCCCCUCAACUGGUCACUGCUGAGGAAAUGGAUGGCCAUGUUGAUGUGCAUUCUGAUUGCCAUUGCGAUGACGGUUCCAUCAUCCGUUGAGGGUGCAACCCAAGACGCCUUUGAUGCUCGCUUUGGUGUGAACGGUAUGGCCGGAUCAAUGGCGACUGGUAUAUUUCUCAUCGGCAUUGGCGUGGGCUCGCUAUUUUCUGGCCCUUUCUCGGAGACCUUCGGCCGUAACGCUGUUUAUUUCGUUACUCUGGUCUUUGUCAUUCUGUUCACUAUGGCAAAGGCAUUGGCACCAAACUAUGGCGCCGCCCUCGCCUUCCGCUUCAUUUGCGCUCUGUUUGCAGCUGCACCUAUGACGGUCGCAGGUGGAACUGUUGGUGACAUCUGGCAACCCUUACAGAUCCCUUUCGGCCUACCCUUACUCACCAUGGCCGCCUAUAUGGGUCCCAUCCUAGGCCCGGUAAUUGGGGCCUAUACGCCAGAGAUCGGGUUUCUUUGGGCCGACUGGAUCUCUAUGAUAAUUGCUAGCGUUGUAUUGAUAGUCGUGAUUCUUGGUCAGCCGGAAACGUUUAGUCCCAUCCUACUAGAAUGGCGUGCGAAGCACCUACGUGAUCUAACGGGCGACGACCGCUAUCACGCUGAGCAUACUUCUACUUCCACUAGCUCGUUUAGCGCUCGAUUGUUAACCAAUGUGUACCGGCCUUUCGUGAUGAUCUGGACUGAACCCCUUAUACUCAUUUUCAGUUUCUAUCUUGUCUUGCUAUACUUUGUGCUCUUCACCUUCCUAAACGGUUAUCCCUUUAUAUUCGCUAACGUGUACGGGAUAUCAACGAGCUUGACGUUUGUCAUCUUUGCUGCUAUGAUUCCCGGCGUUUUUGUCGCUCUGGUUUUGGUCCCUUUGCUUUAUCGCCUUACUAAGAAGGCUGCUAAGAAGGCCGAUGCUGAAGGCAAAGCUCUGCAGCCAGAAGUGUCUCUGUGGUGGGCUAUGGCUGGGGCUUCUAUUCUGAUGCCUAUCUCACUCUUCUGGAUGGCUUGGACCUGCUACUCAUCUGUUAGUAUUUGGUCGCCGAUUGUGGCCUCCGGUAUCUUCGGUUACGCUCUUGUCUGCAUCUUUACUACAACCUAUAUGUACACCAUUUUUGUGUACCUGAAGUAUGCAGCCUCAGCUCUUGGAUUUAUGACCUUUUCGCGGUAUGUCGUCUCCGGCGCCUUGAGUCCGGCCUCGGUCAAGAUGUAUGAGAACAUCGGUCCCCACUGGUCGUUGACAAUUGUCGGCAUCGUUGCAACCAUCAUGGCACCGGUACCCUUUGUGCUAUAUAAAUAUGGCCACAGGGUCCGUGCGAUGAGCAAAAAUGCCCAGAACAAGGUUUAA